CCCAGCAUGCCCCGCGCCCGGCGCUGCGCCGUGACGGCCCCGCCCGGCGCGGCCUCACCCCCGCCCCGCGGUGCCGGCGGCGGCCAUGCUGCGGCCCAAGGCCCUGACGCAGGUGCUGAGCCAGGCCAACACCGGCGGCGUCCAGAGCACGCUGCUGCUGAACAACGAGGGCUCCUUGCUUGCCUACUCGGGCUACGGGGACACCGAUGCCAGGGUCACCGCGGCCAUCGCCAGCAACAUCUGGGUGGCCUACGACAAGAACGGGCACCAGGCCUUCAACGAGGACAACCUCAAAUUCAUCCUCAUGGACUGCAUGGAGGGGCGAGUGGCCAUCACACGGGUGGCAAACCUGCUGCUCUGCAUGUACGCCAAGGAGACGGUCGGAUUUGGGAUGCUGAAAGCCAAGGCACAGGCACUGGUCCAGUACCUGGAGGAGCCCCUCACGCAGGUGGCCGCAUCGUGAGCAGGCAGUGGAGGGCUCUGAGGUGCCACUGGGCCCCGACAGCAUCACCAUCACCACCCUGGGAGGGGCAUGAGUGGCCCCACGGGCAUCCCGGAGCUCCAGUGUGGUUAAAAAUAAGGUGGCAGGAUGCGGAAGCUGGGGGAAUAAAAGCAUGUUUGAUGCU
Passer domesticus (house sparrow) is the source of this 626-nucleotide messenger RNA. RefSeq names its product late endosomal/lysosomal adaptor, MAPK and MTOR activator 2 (gene LAMTOR2). Gene Ontology annotation, molecular function: guanyl-nucleotide exchange factor activity; molecular adaptor activity. The record is from RefSeq and is a predicted model, not a curated record. The transcript is spliced from 4 exons. NCBI's taxonomy places the organism in Eukaryota, Metazoa, Chordata, Aves, Passeriformes, Passeridae. The coding region runs from base 86 to 463 and encodes 125 amino acids. Gene Ontology annotation, biological process: positive regulation of TOR signaling; cellular response to amino acid stimulus. Gene Ontology annotation, cellular component: Ragulator complex.